UCGCUGCCAGUUUUUGUGAGCGACGUUCUUCAGAGGCGUAUCCACGGUCACAUCCUGGACGUCAUCAUAUGGAUGUCUUUGUCCUAACAGAUAAAUAACCAAGUCGCGACGCGUGUCGACCUCUACUGGUUGAACGGUGGCACUACAAGAAAGAAUUCCCAUCAUGCUUUGCAGUAGCCGCCGACCUGCUGGCUAGCAAUGCUAAGCUAACAGCCGUUAGCUCGAAGCAGCGGACAUGUUGAGCCAAGCUCUUCGGGUGUAAACAGAGAAGCGCGGGAAGCGUGUGAACAAGACAAAGGCGGUUGUCGGUGAGCGACGAUGGAGGCCGUCAACGCCUUCAACCACGAGUUGUUCUCCUUGAUGGACACGAAGCCCCCGAUAUCUCGGGCAAAGAUGAUCUCCAUCACCAAGUCUGCCAUCAAAGCUAUGAAGCUCUACAAGCACGUUGUCCAGAUUGUGGAGAAGUUCAUCAAAAAGUGUAAGCCUGAGUUCAAGGUGGCCGGCCUGUAUGUGGUGGACUCCAUCGUGCGACAGUCCAGGCACCAGUUUGGAGCAGACAAGGAUGUGUUUGGUCCAAGGUUCACCAAAAACAUCCUGGGAACGUUUGAAAACCUGUGCCUUUGCCCGGUGGAAGAUAGGAGCAAACUAGUGCGAGUCCUGAAUCUGUGGCAGAAGAACGGCGUCUUUCAGAGCGACAUCAUCCAGCCGCUGUUAGACAUGGCCGCUGGCUCUGGCAGCGCUGCAGCUUCCUUUCUCGACGCUGAUGAUCCAGUCCCCUCUCCUGCCCAGGAGCCCAUUUCAUCGCUGGAUGUCAACCCCACCAUGACUGCUGCUCCGCAGCUGCAGCAUUCGGAAGCCUUCGCUGCAGUCGCUCAGCUCUUCCAGUCCACGCAGGGUCAGCAGCUUCAACAGAUGCUGCAACACAUUCAUCAGCAGCCGUCGAAGCCUGAAAGCACUCCCCAGCCUCCAGUUCAGACCUUUCCAGUGCAAGUGCAGCAGCAGUUCCCCCCCCCGUCCACGGUGCAGCCCUCCCAGCAGAAGUCGGCCUUUGAUAAGAUACUGCUAGACCGCUUUGACUAUGAUGAUGAGCCCGACGCUGGGGAGGAGGCAAAGAAGGAAGACGUCCCAUCCCAGUCAGCCUUCGCGCCUCAGCCCCAGCCAGUAUUCACACGGCACAUGGAGAAUUUGAAGCCACUGUCUCACCAGCUGCUGCAACAGUCGCAGCCUCCAUUCGCGCCUAAUGGUCAGGCUCAAGGCUACGGUUUACCGCCCGGACAAGGGCUGCCACAUGUGAUGCCACACGCAGGUCAGGCCGCGCUCGGCCCGCCUCCUCCCGCCUCCAUCCUCCCGCCCACCUUCGCUGGAGGCUACCACCAGCAGAGCACGGUGCCACAGCAGCAGGACAUGGAGCGUGCGCCUGCGCGGGAUGGUCGCCACGGUGGAAGGUCCCACUCGGGAUCCAGGUCGCCGAAGCGAAGAAGGUCACGCUCCAAUUCUCGAACGCGGCGACCCAGGCACCGGCGUUCCCGCUCGCGAUCCAGGGACAGACGGCAUCACUCUCCGCGAUCCCGCUCCCAAGAGCGCCGGGAGAGAGAGAAGGAGCGAGAGCGGCGGCAGAAAGGCCUGCCGCCUCCCAGGAAGGACUCGCUCAGCGUUUGCAGCACCACCUUGUGGGUGGGUCAGCUGGACAAACGCACACAGCAGCAGGACGUUGCUUCGUUGCUGGAGGAGUUUGGCCAGAUCGACUCCGUCAAUAUGAUUCCUCCUCGUGGCUGCGCCUACAUUGUCAUGGUCCACAGGCAAGAUGCCUACAGAGCUCUGCAGAAGCUGGGCCGAGGCUCACACAAGGUCAACCAGAAAGCGAUCAAGAUCGCCUGGGCUUUAAAUAAAGGCAUCAAGCCCGAGUUCAAACAGUAUUGGGACGUGGACGUUGGCGCCACCUACAUACCCUGGAUGAAAGUGAAGGAAGAGCAGUUGGACGAGCUGAAAGAUGGAGCAAUGUUGGACGCGGACACCUUAUCACCAGAGUGGACUGCGACCAAGAGCAGUCUCCGGAUUCCCGAGCAGCUGAAUCAUAACGGAGGCUCGGAGCAGCAGCUGGAGGAGGUGGCUCCACCUGCCCAGGUGCUGCCACCUGCGAUGGCAGUGGCUCAUCUGCAGCCUCCCGUCUUCCCUGGCCCACUGCCUCCACCUUCCUACCAGCCAGGUGUGGUCCCGCUCGGCCUGCCGCCAGGUGUCCCGCCGGGCGUUCCUCCUCCUUUCCUCAGACCCGGCUUCAGUCCCAUGCAGAUGCCUCCAGGCUUCCUUCCAUUGGGUGCCAUGUCUCUCGGGCUGCCGCCUCCAUCUAAGAGUGGAGGUGAAGAUGCCGCGCUGAUGGCAGUCGGCUUGGCCAACAGGAAAAUGGAAGACGGCCCUGAGAUUCCCAGCCGCUUGAACCACCAGAUGGGACCAAUGGGCACGCAAGUUGCAGCACCCCCUGGUGGCCCUCCAGGGAACAUCCAGCAUCUUCCCACCGGCCUGCUGGGCGCACGGCCCGGCCUGAUCCCACUACAGCGCCCCCCAGGCCCGGCUCAGCCUCAUAUGCAGCGCUUCCCUCCUCCUCCCCCUCCCCCUCCAGGCCCCGGGUCCCCCAUCUCCAGCCCUCAGAUGAUGCUCAGGGCUCCUCACCCUCCCAUCAUGCACCAUGAAGGCCCUCCUCCCAAACCUUUCCCUCCACCCGCAGGUCCCCCUCCGUUCAUCCGACCUGCGGCUCCGUGUGUCCCCGACGGAUCCGACCAGGUGGAAGCCAGAGCCUUCAGAGGGGAGCCUGAGAGAGACUGGGACCGGGACCGGGGUCGAGACCGAGGCUUUGGAGGUGGCCGUCGGCCAUUUGGUGAUGGAGGAAGGGGAGGAGUCGGCGGCGACAGAGCCGACGGGAGGGAGCGGCUCGGAGGCUGGCAGGAUGAUGGCGCCUGGGAGCGGGAUCGAUAUCGGGAAAGAAGGGACUGGAGGGACAGGCGGAAUAGUCUGGAUGGAGAGAGGGAUGGAGGCCGAGCUGACGGGGGAGAAAGGGGGCGAGGGGAGCGCGACGGCCGAGAGCAGGGGAGAGAAGGGGAGCGACCCAAGCGCUCGGAGCGCAGGGAGAGGACCACGCGCUGGGACAAGGACGACCGCUUGGCCGAGCUCGAGAGCAUGGACCAGUUUCGGACCCCUGACAAGGCAGAUGCUGACACACAAGCCGGUGUGGCCGAGGCCUCGCAGCCCGCGGACAAGUAGCCCGACGCCCGACCUGAAGAGCUCAGCGCAGCUCAUCUACUCGGCUCGGUUUCACCGUCCUUCCGCCUGGUUCUAGUCACGUAAUGGUUUUAUUUAUCGCGAGUCACAAGCUCCUCGUGCUUUGAUUUUAGAUCUGAAAGAGCAGUCAAAUCUUCAGGAUCAGAGCGGUUCCGCCUCAAGUCACUAUUUAUUUGUCUCAUGACUCUUUCGUUCCGCUGAAGCGUCACGGCGGUCACGUCUGGUCCGUGUCUCCGGAGCGGAGCAGGGCCCUGAAAGGGGCCCGGCUGGUGGUCCAUUCACAGAUGAGCAGCUGUCCUCUGCAGUCAGCUUUCAGCAGGUCGGUGGUCUGGUGCCGGGCGGCCUCGCGUGUCGCCUCAGGCACCCAACCGUCUGGAAGUGAUGACUGUGAGAACCAGUGACUUGUCAUAUGCAACAGUCGUUACGCUCUGACUGCAACUUUGAACACGCCGCCUCCUGAAAUGGAGGACUCGAAAGAGACACCUGUGAAAAUGUCGUCGUGCUUUUUCGAACCUUUUUGUUUGAUGCACCUUGGAAGGUGAGAGGUGUGUUUGGACCCUGCACCUCGGCUUUGUGUCGCGCUCGUGAGGAAUGGACGGCUGCUUGUGUUGACCCGCGUCGCUCGAGCACUGUGUCCAGAGCUCCUGGGAAACUGCUGUAAAUAGGCUGCAGCCGCUCAGUCGGACGUGUGGGGCGCAACUGAAGGCCAACGCUCGUGGUGUUCAUGUUGAUCUGAGCCUCUCCGGCGGGGUGUUUGUCAAAGAAGACAUGACUCUCCUCAUUUCAGCCGUGUGCGGUUCUUUUUAAUAAACUAUUUUUGUACCACCGAGUGGCUGCUCACUGGCCGCUCUGACCACCUGACUGAUGCGCGGGUGACUGAAGAACUCGAGCGCUUCCUGAGGACCGAGUCCUUGACGGGAGGAAGUGGGCGAGCACGCGCAGCAGACGCUGGGCGUGUUUGACCUUUGUUCACACCUGGAGCGCUUCAAUCACCGGAAGUGGACUUCAGCCUGCUGGUUGAUCAGGCGCGG
Molecule: messenger RNA, 4304 nt
Organism: Synchiropus splendidus (mandarinfish)
Lineage: Eukaryota; Metazoa; Chordata; Actinopteri; Syngnathiformes; Callionymidae
Gene: scaf4a
Product: SR-related CTD-associated factor 4a
Exons: 19
Coding region: 319-3255 (978 amino acids)
Biological process (GO): negative regulation of termination of RNA polymerase II transcription, poly(A)-coupled
Cellular component (GO): nucleus
Molecular function (GO): RNA polymerase II C-terminal domain phosphoserine binding; RNA binding
Source: RefSeq, a predicted model, not a curated record